AACACGUCUUGAACUCGAAUGCGCUGUAUUGUAUUCUUAGACAUCUUGUAUAACGCUUUUCCCUUGCUCGUCGCGUAUCCGUUUUGGACAUGUGCUUGGAUUUCUGCACUUCUCGCGGCGUAUCAAUAUCGACGGAUAGAAUGGUGUGGGAUGGGAUUCGGAAGGAGGGAGGGAUAGGAUUGGAAAGCUAUAGCGGGCGCAGUGGGGACAGACCUCGCCAUGAAUCUAGGGAAAGGCAUGUCGCGUGUAAAACAAUGUCAUCUGUUCUGUGGGUUUGAUACCAGUAUUGACGAGCAAACUAGACAAUGAGGAGAAGAAAAAUAGUGUCAACGCACGUCUAGCUAUCC
Dothidotthia symphoricarpi CBS 119687 is the source of this 347-nucleotide messenger RNA. RefSeq lists its product as uncharacterized. Bases 90 to 278 code for a protein of 62 amino acids. The record is from RefSeq and is a predicted model, not a curated record. NCBI's taxonomy places the organism in Eukaryota, Fungi, Ascomycota, Dothideomycetes, Pleosporales, Dothidotthiaceae. The transcript has a single exon.